AUAGACUAGAGUAUACGCAAACGCAAUUGUUAAUUUGCGUUCGCGAUUUACUUUAUACAUAGAUAUCUUAUUAUUGUAUCAGAGUGUUGAUCGCAGGUUAAUCAGUAUAUGCGAUAUUGCGAAUGCGUGAAUUUGGUUUUGCCUCUAUUUUUGAAAUUAAUUGUGUUUUUAUAAAAUAAUUUGAAAAAUAAUGUCGUAGGCCCUCGAAGUGCGCCACUGACUUUGGUCAGCAACGUUUUGAAAUGUAUGGUGGGAGUGGUUACGUUUUGUAUUUCAUGCCACUCCACACGUUAUUCCGAGAAGAUCCUUUCCCAACAUGAGUGGAAACUCUAGUUCGACCCCAGUGCCAGUGCCCGGAGCUCACAGACACCUCACACAGGAGCCUCUCUCCCACAGCCAGCCCAGCGAGGCUCCGUUGCGAGCGGUGCUGUCCCCCAGCCGCUCCUCAGAGGAAAAGAAGCCUCGUCGCACCAGCCUGCAAGUACAGCUUGCUAAAGAACAUUCCAAUGACUCAAUCAGCUUCAGUCCCACCUCUCCAGGUAUUGCCAGUUGGAUCGAUAAUUCCAGUCCAAAACUGCCAGACCAGCCGUCCCCAGACAAGCUUCAGCCAGCAGAGUUUGGCACAACAGAUAAGUUGACGAGGAAAGAAUCGUACAAGGCGCAGCGAAAGCACUACUGCCGUGAGAAGAAGCGUGUUGCUAAUGAGCUGAUGACAUCGUUGAAGGAUCCGUCUGGGAUUGUGCUAGCUGAUUGGCUGAAAGUUCGGGGAACGUUAAAGAGCUGGACCAAGUUAUGGUGUAUUCUCAAGCCGGGCCUGUUGCUGCUAUACAAGAGUCCCAAGGCCAAGAGUAACCAUUGGGUUGGAACUGUGCUGUUGAGCACAUGUCAAGUUAUUGAGCGGCCUUCAAAGAAGGACGGAUUCUGCUUUAAAUUGUUUCAUCCUUUGGAACAGUCGAUCUGGGCUCCGCGAGGACCUGAGAAAGAAUCAAUAGGUGCAGUGGUGCAGCCGCUGCCCACGGCCUACCUGAUCUUCCGAGCGCCGUCACAGGCGGCGGGCAAGUGCUGGCUGGACUGCCUGGAGCUGUCCCUGCGAUGCUCUUCGCUGCUGGUGCGCUCCACCAGUAGGACCAACCACGACGCCGCCGCCGGCCACGACGCCACCACCAGCCACGAAACACAGUGGAGCGAGGCAGACUACGAGAAGCACUUCACCGACCAUGAUCUGGACGACAUCAGUCAGCCGGACGCGGGGGCGGCAGACCACCCGAACAGCGGGGACCAGGCGUCCCUGUCGGACACCGAGUCGGAGGCCUCCAACAAGCGCGACGAGCCACAGUUCGCGGAGGAGGACCCGCCCGAGACGCCGUACAUACACAAGGAGGAGGAGGAGGAGUUUGGGAGCGCAGGUGAGCAGGUGGAGGAGCUAGCUGAAGAACACAAGUCCCUGAUCUGGUACCUCGUGAAGCAAGUGAGGCCGGGAAUGGAUCUGUCUAAAGUCGUUCUGCCCACCUUCAUUUUGGAGCCUCGUUCUUUCCUCGACAAGCUGUCCGAUUCCUACUAUCACGCUGACAUUCUUGCCAAAGCCGUCCUUGAAGAUGAUGCAUUCACGCGCAUGAAAGGCAUUGUUCAAUGGUACUUGUCCGGAUUGUACAAAAAGCCCAAAGGCCUUAAAAAGCCUUAUAAUCCUAUAUUGGGAGAGACAUUCCGUUGUUAUUGGAAACACAACAAUGGCUCGCGAACAUUCUACCUUUCAGAACAAAUUUCUCACCACCCCCCUGUGUCUGCAUUUUAUGUCACAAAUCGCCAAGAAGGAUUUUGUAUCAGUGCUUCGAUAUUGGCCAAAUCUAAGUUUUAUGGCAACUCUACAUCUGCCAUACUUGAUGGAGUGGCACUGCUAACGCUACUACCCAGAGGAGAAGACUACAGCAUAACGAUCCCAUACGCCCAUUGCAAGGGCAUUCUCAUGGGAACCCUGACCAUGGAGCUGGGUGGCAAGGUGACCAUAGACUGUGAGAAGACAGGUUACAAGACUGAAAUAGAUUUCAAGCUGAAGCCGUUCCUGGGUGGAGCGGAGCAGACAAAUGCUAUUUCUGGUAGACUGAAGCUGGGGAAGGAAACGCUGGCCACAAUAGAUGGAUACUGGGAUGGAAAUGUGUUCAUCAAGGAUAGGCGAACUGGGGAAGAGCAGCUGUUGUGGAAGCCAACUCCUGAAAUUCGUAGCCAGAGGUUGAAAAGGUUCACUGUGCCGCUCCAGCACCAAGAAGAGUGGGAGUCGGAAAACCUGUGGCAGCACGUGUCGGCUGCGAUCCUCAGAGAUGACCAGGUGGCAGCUACAGAAGAAAAGACAGUGCUAGAAGAAGCACAGAGGGAAGCUGUUAAAGUCAGAAAACUGAAAGGAAGCGAGUGGCUUCCGAAAUACUUUGAACAGGACAUGAUCUCGGGCCAGUGGGUGUACAAGCAUGCGGACCUGCGGCCGUGGGACCCGCGGAACGACAUGUUCCAGUACGAGUACAAGUACGUGAUCAGGACCAAGACCAGGCACCAGACGCCCAUGAUUCGCACGGCGAGCAUCAUCAGCGUGGAGCCACAGUCCUUGGAGCCUCGCUCGUCCAUCUCGGUGCUCAAGUCCUCCAAGCUGCAGAUCAUGGGCAAGGGCAGGAAGGCCCGCAACAGCGGCAGCUCAUCCCAGGAAGGGGAGUUCCACAGCGACUCGAGCCAGUCGGAGGCACUGGAGAUGACGCAGCAAGUCAUCAAGUGUCAGCACGACCAACAUGUGUUGUGUGCCGGCAGACUGGCCCAGCUGGUCAGCAGCGUGGAGAGGAGCCUGGAGCAGACGGGCAAGCAACUGGACAGGCUCCAGCAAGGCAUGGAGUUCCUGGCCAAGGCCCAGCGGGAACGGGCUCCCGACACGCACGCCUCGCAGUCCGGCAUCACCUGCUACGAGCUGCUGGCCACCGUCCUGCUAGUCGCGGCCGUGCAGCUGCUGGUCACCUGGUUCCUCGACCGCAAGUAACCUCUCUGCUUCCUCCCUGUCCUAUUCCUUACUUCACAUUCUUUCAUAUUUAUAGAGGCAGUUUGUACCAGAGUUUCUUAGAAAUUGUGUUGGUUCAUGUCUUUCAAAACAAGGUCGCUUUAAUUUCAGUUUUGUAAUAGAAACAAUGUACUAUAUGCUUUAACAUCACAAUUUCAGGUUAGUGUUUGAUGCUUACAGGGUACGUAGUAAGUUGGAGAAAUGUGGUUGUAAUCAUGAUGAUGAAAUCUCACGUGAGAGUUAUAUUUUUAGUCUGAUUGGUGAUGUGUACAUUAAUGGAAAGUACAAACUUGUUUGAAACGUUAAAAUUAUUGACAAUCACGAAAAUGACUAGAGCUGACAUAUAAAUUAUUAGAGUGCUAUUUUAACUUUUUCAAUUUCAUGUACAUUAUUAUCAGUUAGUGUAUCGCAUGAAUGUUCUUCAACUAUGUGCAAGUAUCCAAUUUUCUGUCAUAAUUAGAGACUGUGUCAAAGCCCAGAACAUUAUUUACAUAUGGUAGCUAAAUAAAGGCAUGUUUGCAGUAAAUAAUCAAAUCUCAUUUUGUGUAAGCAACACAACUUUGCCACCUUCAUCAAGUUCAUGUUCAAUAAAUUUAAAUAUUAAAAAUAUAUACUCAUUUUAAGAACCUUAAAAUAUGUAAUAAACUGAACCAUAAAUGUUAGUUUCGUUUGAAAAUUGUUAGGAAUAUUCAAGCAAGAGUCAGUAAUUGGUUUUAGUUUCAUUUGAGGGGAAAGAUAUAUUUUUUCCAUAAAUUUUUAUAUAAAUUUCAGAGGCAAAGAAACCAAAGAAAAUUAUUGUUCUUAUUUUUUAUGUAAAUCAUAAAACUUAUUGUAUAUAAAUUAUUUUUUGUUUAUAAUUUUAUUACUAUUUUUUUUAUUUCUGUAAAUUCUGUUCUCUCAAAUAUGUGAUAGCAUGAUACAUGUUCUAUUCAUCUGUGUUUGAACAUUGUUAGAUUGUUUAUGUAUUGGUUUUCUCAUAUCUCCACAUUGGAAAUGAAGGGUUCAUUAAUUUUUAAGGUUUUUAGAGUCACUAUCUCUCUUAUAUAACUAUAACUUAUAGCCUUGGUCCAGUUUUUUUUUUUUUUUUUUUUUAUAACCUUUUGUGUAUUUGCAUUCAUUUUGCCAAAAGUAGCAUUACAGUGGGAAUUCCUUUUCAGUGUGAAUUUUAAAAGCAGUGAGUAGCUCUUGUUAAAUAUUAGUUUAAAAAUUCAAAAAUUAAAUUUUUGGAUUCUAAUGAUUAUAAGUACAUAUUUUUACUGAACAGCAUUUGUGAUUUUAAGAAUAGUUUUUUUUACCUGUGAAAUAUUUCAUAUUUCUUUUGCAUUUGUUCAACCACGUAGAAGUUCAUAAAUCAUAUAAGGAAUAAUAAUUUGUCUUCUUGGGAGGGGAAAAAAUAUAGGUGAAUGGGAAUGGCAUUUUUACUCCGUGACAGGAUUCAGUAGGGAAAGAUGUUGAAUUUUCGGGAUCAAGAUCAGGAUCGGGAGCAUCAGCAUUACAAUUAUGUCACUUAACUUGGUAUACAGAAAAAAUAUUUAAUAUUACUAGGUCUCUCAAAAAUGUCACAUCCAUUCCUUAAACAAUUAGUUGUACAAUUGAUUUCAAGUUCAAAUAAAAUUAUUGAUACAUAAGGACAUAUCAUAAGUAACACAUAAUAUAAAUAAAAACAAACAUCUUAUCCUCAACUCAUUUCCUGUAAUUUCCUUUUGAUCAUAAAUUUAAUGAUGACCAACUGCAAAAAUUUAAAACCCCCUGAUUUUUCUGAAAGAAACAGAAAUUAAUGGCUUCAAUAUUUGAAACCAAGAUGGCAUUUGUAGUAUCUAUAUUGAAAACUUAGUUUUGUGUAAGUUCGAAUGUGAUGCGCCUGGCAACAUUUUUCUUUGCUGCUAUCAAGUAAUUCUUUUUCUAACAUAAAUAACGCUAUGGUAAAGGUGUUUACGUUUGUCAUAAGUAAAAAAUAUAUUAUUAAAAAUAUGUUUGAUCACAUUGAGUACUUUAUUGUCAGAGUUUUUAUUUUUAACAGCAUUUAUGAAUGAGGGUUGAAUUACAUUUCACAGAUAGAUUUUUUUUUUAAUAUCUUUAUUUUAUGCUUUGGUCAAUACAUGUGCAAAGUUGUGGUUUGCUACGUGAUGUAGAUUGUGGCGAAAAUGUAAGCAUAUAAUGUUUUAAUAAUAUAAAAAUUAGUUUGCGGGAAAAAAUUACAAUUAAAAAAAAUUGUUUUCCCAAAGUUUUGAUUUUCCCCAAGUUCGAAAAUGGUCUCUUUCCUGACUUUUAUCCGAAUCUCGGGAUGUGGUGUACCGCUUUAAAAAAAAAAAAUAUAUAUAUAUAUAUAUAUAUUUGCAGUUAAUACCGACAUGUGAUAAUAAUGUCAGAUAAUAUUGUAAUAUAUAAAUAAUUGUUGCUAUUAGUUUUUGUGUGCUGUGUAUUCUAUUUAAUGUUUCCAUUUCUGUAUAUUUUUUGUGUUAAAAUAAGAUAUAUUUAUUCCUAUUUUGUUUAAUUGAUGGUUUGGUUGGCAAUUUGAUUAAUGUAGGAAAAAUUUUUUAAGUUAUUAUAAGGUGGUACGAAUUUCCAUUUAUGAAUUUUGUCAGUUUGUAGUCACCGGCAUUGUGUAUCAUGUAGAAGUGGCAAUAGUGAUUAGUAAUUAGUAAUUAUCUGUCAUUGUGUAAUAUGUAACUGUGCAUUAAAUAGUGCACUGUUAUUUCAAUAUUUUACUGCAUUCAUUGUGCAUCCAAUAUUUUUGACGUGACAACGUCUAAUAAAUCGAUGAACGCCGGCUGCACAUACGAAAAAAAAUUGGUUGUCUGUAAAGUCGGUUUACGGACGAUAGUUCAACGUGACGUCAUAACAAAACAUUGAUGAAAUGACUGAUCCAGAAGAAAAGGAAAUAUAUUCGGCCUGAGACUGAGCCGUAAUAGGUUUUUGCAACCAAACCAUUUAGGCAUUAAAAAUAUUAUAUUCUUUGAGGAAGAAUUUUUUAUAUUUUUUCUAUCUUUUGUAUGAUAAAAUCUACCUCUGCAUACUUUUAUGAAUAAAAUUGAAUCAUUUUUUAUUUAAUUAUCACUAUUUUGUAUGGAUACAAAGGAGUGGAAUGAAAUGUACAAUUUAAUUAAUAAAUUUACUUUUAUUUGCAUUCAUUAUUCAAAUAUAUUUAUUACUUUUGAAAUGUUACGUGCGCCGUAUUUAUUUUUACAAGUUCAAAAAAAAAUUCCGCACCUGCCGGGAUUCGAACUGACAACCUUACGAUUAGAAAAUAGCACCGCUGACCGCUCAGCCACGAGGCUAUAUUUAGAUAAUUGAUAGUUUCAGAUGUUAUAUAUACCUUUAUAAAAAUUUUGUUCACGGUAGGGGAAUAAUAUUAUUUCGUUUUAAUAACUCGAUUUUACAACAAAUACGCAUCCCAAAUAAACCAAUCUUAUUUAUAAGGUGUUACAAUAUUUUUUAAAACAUUGUGCAAAAGAUCCCAGUUGUAAUUUGAAUUAUUAUGUGUAACUGUAAAACACCAUUGUUGGUUCAAAACGUAUUUGAAUAUUCAACAUUACUUUUAAAUAACCGUACCGAUUGUGCUGAAAAUCGGUGGACGAUCGUUAAAUUACAUAAUAUUAAUAAUUCAAACGACGAAAAUAUGAUUGAAAAGUCAAAACGAUGGUCGUUCCAAUCGAGUUGAAGAGAGAUGCCACGCAUGCGUACAAUGAGCAAACAGGAACAUCCGUAGUGGGACAUCCGUAGUGGGACACUUUUUCUUGCGUGCAGCUGGCGUUCAUCGAUUUAUUUGACGUUGUCACGUCAAAAGUGUCCCGUUAUGCACAUUGUCCCAUUUCGCUGUGUCCCGUUACACUCAUUUUAUAUUGCUCUUUGCUAACCUGAACCUCCUAGCAUUGCGACCGAGUCCGUGGCGUGAUUCUGUUUUCAUGCAUUUCAAUGUUACAUUUUUAUUGCUCUCUGCUAACCCGUUCCUCCUAGCAUUGCUGCAGAGUCCGUGCAGUUUGGUGUUGGGUAAGCCAUUUUCUUUCACAUCAUCCUUGAAACACUCCCAUUCGUUUACUACUUUUCCUAUCAUCGUCCUAUCCUUAACAGAAUAACACAUUGGAAGAAGUUAAAUAGCAAACAUGUAUAAAAAUUAUAGUUAAAAUAAUCUCUUCGUUAAAGUAAUAAACAUAUUUGAAUAAAUGAGUGCAAAUAAAAGUAAAUUUAUCAAUUAAAUUGUAGAUUUCAUUUCGCUCCUUCUUUGUAUCCAUACAAAAUAGUGAUAAUUCAAUAAAAAUAAUUAAAUUUUAUUCAUAAAAGUAUGCAGUUUGUUCAUCAAUGUUUUGUUAUGACGUUGUCACGUUAAACUAUCGUCCGUAAACCGACUUUACAGACAACCAAUUUUUUUUCUAUGAAUUUUAAUCUGUGAACGAGUAAUGCUUGGAAAUUUUUAGCGACUUUGAAACAGUUGAGUUUUGUUUGUAGUUAUGUAAAUUUUCUGACGCUUAUGUUUUUGUAUUGUGGUUUCGGAUACGAAGUGAAAGUAACUAAUGAGAAAGGUUGGUAAGGUGAGGUCAGUUACAUUUAAUAUUCAGUAUAUGUAAUCGUUAAAAUGUAUUAAUUUUCUCUAAAUGUAUUUUAUUUCCACUGAAUUCUGCAAUUAGUCAGUUACUAUCAUGUGGUUUAGUAAAUUAAAAACUUUAAAAUAUUGAUGGAAGACAUAUAAUUCUUAUAAUGAAUUUAAUAAUUUUCACAUUCAUACUUUCUCGUUAGAGUGGUUUUUACCUAACGAUCUCUCUAGAUUUCGUGCUCCCCAAUAAUUUUUUUUUUAAAAAGAAUCCUUUAGAUGUUUUGCUACAUUAUUAGUACUGAAAUGUACAUUUUUUACUCUCCCCCCCAGGAGCCAAUACUUUCAGCAGUCAGUGGUCGUCAAGUAGUAGGAGUUAGUAGGGCAGAUUGUCUGCUUGUUGGGUUUACUGGUCUCUUUUUGCUGUGUAUAUUACUGACUGAGAAAUGCAAGUACCUAACUUAUUAUUUAGGACUUUUACAGAGUAAGAUAUACAGUUUCAAGCAUUUCAUUGUUAGAAGAAAUUAUUUAAUACACAAAUACGUUAAUUAAACUAUAGUAUCUAAAUAUAAAAUAUAGUAUAUGCAAAGUUACUAAAUAAAACUACUUUAGUGAUGCAAGAAUGCAACUUGAUAGAUUACCGAUUGUGAAACUCAUAACUGGUGAUAACCGUUUCAGUUACUGGUUCUUUACAACAUAUUUUCAGCUAGUGGGUUAUUAACACGUUUCGCAACUAGUAAUGCAAUUUAUUAUCCUGUAAAUUUAUUUAAGUAUCAAUUUACAUGACAGGUUAAACAACUAAUUUUUUUACACUAUAUAUUAUUCAGGACUUAAAAUUGGAAUGAAUUUGUUUAUAAAGACAACAUUUCUCAAGUUUUAAAGCAAUAUUUUUCUUUUGGGUUGUGCGAUAUUACCUAAUAAAAUGAGAUGUUGUCAUUAGUGUGAUAAUAGUUGUUGCUAUAGCCCGGCAACUUAGUAAUUGACCUUGUACGUUUCUGUUCCGCGCAGCUCCUCCCUCCCUAACUUCCACCCCUCCUUCCCCUCCGAAUCGUCUGCAGGUAGGGGAGGGCCACUCCUCCCUCAAGGACAACUUACACGAACGCACUUCACUCGCUUCGAGAUGAUGUAGAAAGGUAUUCGCACUAACUAAAAAUUUGUUGCGUUUGACGCAGCAUUAUUGGGGUUAUUUGGUUGACGCAAUAAUGAAAUCUACAUUCAAUAUCUGUAAUCGAGGGGGAAAAGACUCCUGAAACGUAUUUUGUAAACCCUCAAAAUUACGAAAACUACAUAUUCAUUCCCACUAAUAUAUCUAGAUGAACAUAUUGAUCAGAUGCACGGGCACAUCUAUAGAAGCAUGCACUUCACUUUUCUAAAUAUAUCCCAUUAAUGAAAUGUCACUGUCACCGAUGAAAGUCUCAUAGCUAGAGACCUGAAAAAGUAGAUGUUAUUUUCCCUAUAAAAUAGGUGUUAUUUUUCUUUGAAAUAGAGGUUAUUUUACCGUAAAAUAGAUAUUAUUUUCCUUAAAAUACCAUUAAUUUUUUGUUUGAAAAUGAUUUUCAAUGGAACUUAAUUUAUUUAGCUCGCCUAUUUACAAUUUAAACUGUAUGAUUUCUAAUUUCAUUAGGCCUAAAUUAAAAUGGUCAACAAAAAUCAGUUCAGUUGUGUGACAUGUAGGCCUACUAAUGCCUAUAAAGUAGGAGUUGUAUAUGAUAUAAAAUAAUUAAUCAGUCAUCAUUCAAUAUUCUUCUCUUUCAAGUUAUGGCGUCUGUCGGUAAUCACGUGAUUGUAGUGACUCAGCAAACUUUUACUGUCCACAUUAUUUGUUGGGAGGAAGAUGGCUUGAAGUGCAGCUGCAGAAAAUGAAAUUUGUUCUGUGCCAAUAGCCACCAGCAUUUUAUGAACAUCACAUUCUUGCCCUGCUUUAACUGCUUCUUGCACAGCUUCCUACAGAGAUUCGUAGCCUUUGUAAAGCACUGAAUCGUCAACAUCUCCAACCCCGGAGAGGCAUUUUAUGGUUGGCAAAAUGUCUUUGGUGUUGUUAAGCAAGAUAUGCUUUGUUGGGCAGAAAACCUUGGUCAGUGUUUUGAUAAUUCUUGCACUUGGGUCUGCAUUUUGUAGGCCUUGCAGUUUGUCCAUACAUACAGCUGAAGCUUUCUGGCACAUUUGCUUCACAUGAGCUUUGUCAGUCGUGGUCAAAGAUGAGAUUUUUUCUUGAAAUCCCGCAGAAAAAAUGCCUUGAGAAACACUAUCGAAGCCUUUUAUAAGGUCGUCUAAAUAUCCAGUCAACAAAUGAGCUGUUGGAUAUUGUGACCCCUCAAGUUCUAUCAAGAUUUCAACAAGUUUUGCAGCAUAAUUUUUUACAAAGUGACAUUGAGCUAAAAGUAUACAUACAUUCUUGCUUGGCAAAAAUGUCAAGUACUUAAUGCCACUGUUGUCCACUUUCAAGUCUUCCUGCUUGAAGAAGGAGAUAAUAUCCACCAAGUACUCUGACAAGUAGAACACAGACUUGAACCACGAAUUCCAGCGUGUACUAACUGGCAUCGGGAACAAUAUUGCUGGCUUGUCUGUGUUUUCAGCGUACUUAAGAUAGUGGUGUCUGCAUUUUCGUGUCUUAAGAAAAGCAGUCUUUACUUUUACAACACCAUCAUUGAGUUCAUGUAACUCACAAGACAUGACACUUCCUACAAGUACCAGCUUGUGUGCCCAGCACUGCACAUGUAAAACAUGUUCCCCAAAAAGGACCUGCAAAGAUGAUAAACACUUUGUCAUAUAACGAGCAGAAUCGGUUACAAGACCCUGGAUGUUGCAAAAUUGAAUAUCAUUUGUUGUAUGCAAGUAGUGUCAUCUGCUUUUUCUAAGAAGCUAACUGAAGCUACUUUCAAAACUGGGUCUUGCAAAUUAUAAAAAAUUUUUUUGAAAAACACUACAAAGAAGCAUCUUCCUUUGUUGUCAGUGGUUUCAUAAGACAGGAUGAAAACUUUUCUGUUUUGCACCAAGUCCUUGAGAGAAUUUUCUCGCUCUUGUGCUAGUUUUGGGAUGUACUUUUCUCUCAGAGUUCUUACACAAGGCAAGUCACCUGCGCCUUCAAUAAAUUCAUCCAUCCACGAUCUUAUGUUUGCAUCCUCCAGCUUUUCUAACGGGAUAUUCGCUUUCGCAAACGCUUCUGUUGUUUUCAGUGCCAAGUUUUCAACAGAAACUUUUCAUCGCUUAGCACUGUUCAAACUGGUGAACACUGACGUUUGAAUUUUAUUCCUACGGACGUAGUCGCCACUUUAUUUGCGGCCGUUUCAUGUUUAGACGUUUUAACGUGUUUAACAAUGCUGUCUCUCUUUUCAUAGGCCACCAGGCAGUUACAGUGCCGACACAUCAAAGUUUUUGCAUCGGUAGCAUACAGGCCAUCAUUUAUGAAUUCACCUGCCCGUAAAUAGGCAAUUACCGGUGGCUUCGGCAUUCUGAAGAAAAUAUACUUAUUUUCUUGGUCUAACAAAACUUAACCUUUGUCCGUGUUCAGACCGUUAACAAUAACAAAACGAAUAUAUUAUUGCGGCCAGUCGGUACACAGCCGAAGUACCAACCACGGCUAAUGAUAAAAAUGGCGCGGUUUAAUGCUAGGCCUACCGUAAAAUGUAUUAAAAAAAGUAAAUAAAUCGUGUAUGUCUCAACUUUAUUUAGGCAAAAUGAAAACAAAACAAUUUCACAUUUUUGAAACACUAACAUAGUGUUAUAAUAAUUUUACGUUCACCGAUUUUUCAUGUCUAUCAUUUAUUUUGGUUAUCCUGCAAAUUAUAUAUUUGAAGAUGGCGUAAAACGUGUGUAAAUAAACAUUUACUGUUGUCGUGAGAGUAAAUAUUGAAGGUUACGUGAUGUAUUUUUGUUUAUUUCUUUUGUGUUUUUGUGCGUAAGUAUAAAUAAUUUCAAUAAAUAUGGAAAAAUGAUAGGUGAAAUUAAAAAAUGCAUAAAUUCACGUUUUUUUGUUUCAAAACGUCCAAAUUCACGUUUUUUGUUUCAAAACAUCCUAAUUCGCUAUUUUCGUUUCAAAACGUCCAAAUUCGCGUUAUUUUUCGCGUUAUCGCGGCAGCGAUUUUUUCAGGUCUCUACUCAUAGGACAUUGGAACCUCUGAGAAACAACUGCAUGUCUAUUUAGGGCAUUGGACAUAAAAAAACUAUACAUUACAUGCACCCGGCAAUCGUAAAGUGUCAAUUAAAUGUAAACAAAAUUGACAACCAAGUUGAGUCAAAAUGUUUGCUGUCAGGUAUAAUAAGUACACCAUUCCUCUUAAUUAGUAAUAUUAUUAUAUAGAGCCCAUGAAAAAUGGUAAAUAAAACUGCCUGAUUUCGGUAAAUAAAUUAUAGGAUUUCGGUGCUAUAUUUCGGUAAAAAAAAAGUAUUUUUGUGGUAUAUUUCGGCAAAAAAAAUUUUUUUUUGUUAAAUGAGUGCAUUUUUUCUACUAAUUAUUUAAUUUCAUGAUACACACACAAAGCUGUACAUGAUACUUGAUACAGCAAUCACUAGAUUCCUGCGUAAGCCUUACAGAAGUGGAAAUGUUAUCUAGUAGAUUAUACACACAUUACUUAAAUAUUACAUCAUAAAUAGUGUCUAGAAUUUUACGGUCUGUGUUUAUGUAUUUAAACAUUUUGAGUAUUAAAUAGGCCUAUGCUAUGUUCCUGCACAAAACUUUAUAGAAUUAAUUUUUUUCCUGUCAGGAGAAUUGGCCACUUUGGCCAAAGAGUUUGGUAAACAUGUAAGAAAGGGUUCCCUAAAAAAAAUUAGUUAAUUACAUGAUUAUAGUACAUGUAAAAUUUCAGGCUCACAGGUUUUUUUUUUUAAUUUACUAUAAUUUUGUUUUAAUACACAUUUUCCGGCCUCUUUCCCAUCAAAUUGUGUUUAUUAGGACGUUAGAACUUUAACACAUUUCCUUGACUAACCUUUCAUGUAUUCAUUUAACCAUUCCCUCCCUCAUAGCUGGGUGAUCUAGCUUCUCUAGGGGAAUAUUUGCAGAAACAAAUGCAUGCACUGUAUAGCUUGCAAAAUUGACUAUAAUUUCCUUUGUUCAUUUAUGGAGAACAAUAUUAUCCUCGAGUGUCACUUGCCUUUUAACUCCACAACCUGAUGGUGAUGUUUGACUUUUUUUCUUCUCUAAAUGAGAUGCUCGCUGUUUGCAGUGUUUUUCACAAGUAUCUUUCCUUUUCCAAUCUACUACCGUAUUGCAAAAUUUACACAUCAUUAUCUGCUUUUCUUUAUUAAAAUAAUGAAUCCUUCAUGCUCGUAUUCUUUAGCUCGUUCAAACACUGAUACGACCUUAGGCAUUGUGAAGUAUCAAGUAAACUUCAAACAAAACAAACCGCAACUACCUAUUUUCGUUCACAUUUACCUAUUUACAUGGAACGUAGGAUCUUUUCAAACCUCAUUUGGUCAUUUCACAUGACCGACGUAUUGCGACGUUAAAAUCCCAUAACCUCUUUGUUAUUAUUUACAAACAAUACAACAACGGAACAGAGAUAAGUAUCUCUGCAACGGAAACGAAUAUGGCCAAACGGCUAACUUCAUCCACAUCCCGCUAGGAUCGCUGAUAAAUGGUUGCCGCUUUCAGGCCGAGUGUUUGGUAUUUAUUUUGCUUCAACUUAUCUAUGGCGCAUCUCAUAAUAAAGAUGGCUUACAAUGUUUUUGUUUACUAAACGAAUACGUUUUGCGGCAAAAGUAUUAUUGUGAAACUUAAUAUUUGUAUCGUGUUAAAAUUCUGACAUUUCGCGGAUAUUUCAUGAAAUAACAAGAAUAUCGCGAAUAGUAAUGAAUUUCGCGGCAUCGCCAGUUAUUUCGUAAAAACGAAAUGCUGUAAAAUCAAUAUAGGCGUUUGGAAACACAUUUGUAAGUGCUGUUCCAAAACCGUUAGUAAAAUUUCGCGAUUUCGUCAUUAACGAAAUUCGAGUACCUCUAUUAAUAUAUCAAGCCAAUAGAACAUUAAUUCGCAUAAGCUAUGCAACCUGCAUAGUUAUCACAUACAGCUGCAAAAGAACCAUUAGAAAGAGUAAUUAAUAUUUUGAAUAACCAUAGGAAAUAUUAACCUUACCUAGUCCGAGUCAAAUUCCGAGUCGAAGCUAUGUGCAGUAUCUGUUCCACUUGAAUUUUCAUCAGAUGAUGAUUGAAGGGUUACAAUAAUUUUGUUGAUUUCGAUGUCCAUGAUUCGAUCACUUCUGAAAUAUUCAGCUUCAAUACCUUUAACAUGUUCGGAGCACUUUUUCCACUGUUUGAGCAAACAAUUUCUCACAUAGUUUUCUUUUUUCGUCCAACGAGUUACUUAUUUCCUCGGAGACCUUCCUCUUGAUGUCCCCCCACACUAGCUCGAUCGGAUUUAGAUGCGAGUGGUAGGGGGCAAUCGAAUCACGUCAUGGCCAUAUUUGUUUAUGAUUUCGUCUACCUUGAAUAUUUUUGGGGAAGGAUGCUGUUUCACCAAACACAACAAAUCUGCUUUGUUCAUGUCAGGAGAAAAAUGGAUGCUAUUUUCCCUAAGCCAAUCUUGAAUGUCAUGUUUAAGAGUAGCUAAUGAAGGUUUUUUAUUAGUUUGAACAUUGUGGUAACUAGCAUUGUCUAAAACAAUGACACUGUGUGUUGGCAAAUUUGGUAGUAACUUUUGUUCUAGCCACAACAAAAAAUUUGCAUAGUUCAUAUCAUCAUGAUAGUCACAGGAUUUUUGUUUUGAUUUAAAAAUCAAUAACACUUUCUGGACAAAGUCUUGUUUGCCACCAGCAUGCACAAUUAUCAAUCGUUGCCCUUUACCGAUAGAUUCUGUGACCCCCAGUUCAGUGCUGGAUUGCCAGCAAGAACUUACACUGUGAGUAGCGUGUCGAUAUGUUUCAUCUAUAUAUAGUAUAUUCUGCCCUGCAUUUCAGUACGCAUGAAUGUCUUGUAAAUAUUUUACUCUCCAUGUGGUAAUUGAAAGUUUCUCUAUAAAACGUUUUCUUCUAGACUGACAUGUUUUCCAUCGAAAACCGAGACGUUUCAACAAUUUGCGCAAGUAUUCUUUGCUGCAGUUCACAAUACCGUCAUCUCGUAAGGACUUUGUCAAAUUAUUUAAUGUCGGCACUGUUUUUCUAACGGUAUAAAAUUCAUGAAUUUUCCUACGAAUCACACAUUCGGAAAAGUCAUCAACUUCAAUUCUUUUCUUUCGGUCUUUGUUCUUACCAGUGGGUGUGGAAGAUUAUAAACUACUUUUACUUUUAAUUUUACCUUCCGCAAUGAUACUUUCAAUGUUUGAUUGCGAAACACCUGUCGCAGCACUUGCCGAUUCUGUGACGUAAUUUAAUUUAUAUAAACGUUUAUGUUCUUUUAAAUGUGUUACAACAUUGUAAACAAUUUCCCUUGCUUGUCGACUUAAUGGUGUACCGGCUGAAAUGCGUGACUUAAUUCCUGAAGUUGAAGCCAUAACCCAAACCGUAUCGUGUAAACCGACCUGUGAAGCACUAUCUCGGGAGUGGCGUAUCCAGGAAGCACAACCGUCAACUGAUCCCCUCCACUCCACUCCACUAGACACUGGGGUCUGCGCAGGUCGAAAACAAGUUGCCGGAUUAUACUAUCUAUCUUGUUUUGGGAUAUGGCUGUUGACAAAUUGAAAAUGAACUAAUUAAGUUAGGUAUAGUGUUUUAUUCACAUUCCAAAACAUAAAUGUUCCCUCUCUAUUUAAUUAGUUAUUCAUAUUCUUCAGCAAAUUUCAGUUUUUAGUUAAAAUAUUUGUACAGUAUACAAAAAUCAAAAUAUAUUCAAGUAUGAUUGAAAAUUCAAAUAGCACGAGUAAAGGGAAAAUUUUUAAAAACUGUUUAUGAAAGUUAUAUUCGAACAAAUACUUCUGCAUAGUUUCACCAGUAGCAAUAGAUAUUUCAAUUGUCAUACAGACUAAUACAAAGUAUUGUUUGCUUGUUUUCAACUUGUCCAUAUAAAAUACAAAUUGCAGAAUUCUCUUUCUGUCUGGGCUUGAGCCAAUGUGUUGUUAACUGUGCAUGUGUUAAAAUACAGUAGUAUGUAUAAUUAUAUCACACUCAUUUGAACUGGGUAUUUACACAUUUUUAUAAUACAACAGUGAUUAACUUCAGUGUCUAUAGUUACACCAUGUGAUAUGCAACAACUUUAUGCAUUAUUGAUACAAUUCAAUAUUUGUUAAUUGCAGAUUUCAUCGAACACAAUAAAUUAUUCCUAUAGAUAUUUAAAAUUUUGUUUUUUUCCCCACAGCCUAAUUGUUUAUAUUUAUACUAAAACAAGAUACUUUUGUUUUGUAAGCAUUCCUCAUCUGUGAUUGAGAUUACCUAAUAGUAAACACUUGAUAAAGAGUAAGACAGGCUUACUACAGGGACUUGGCUGGUCAACAAGUCACUUAAAAUUCAAACUUAAGAUCUUUUAUAUAAGAAUCAGUGACAUUAAAGAAUUUCAAUUUCGACUUGACCCAUGACUGUUUUUAAAAGACUGCAAUUAAAAUGGUUGUGAUAGCCAAAAUGUCUUAAGAGUUAUAUUCUGGAGUGAGCCAAGUUACAUUUUUCUUGAGGAAAAUGUUUAUGAAUGCAUUUAGUUGUUGGCACUUUGCAAUCAGUACCUAUAUAUUUCAAAUGUGCAAUGCAUCACUGGGUAAAGUCCCUUGAGUGGAAAAUAUUAUUUACCUAAAUCUUGAAUACACAUACAAACAAGUUGAACUAAAUAAAAUCCGUUAAUGUAAAGAUUUUAGAUACAUUUGGUAGCAUCUACUUAAAAAAUUUGUUCUAUAUAUUUGUAAAACAUAAUAUUGUAUGUACAACAGUUCUCCAUUGUAAGUAUAUUGGUUUUUUUUUUUACAUGAAAAUCUACUUAUAAGCAGUCAUGAAAUUAAAAAUGGUUUUUGUUUCAUGGAAGAUUUUAUUUUUCAUAUUUAAUGAUUUCAAAGAAUAUAACAAAUAUUUACAGUUGCAUACUUCUCAAACACCAAAAAUUACUGGCAUUUUUUAAAGUACAUUAUUUUGUUGUAGACAUAAUCACUUUUUAAGUAUUUUAGGGAUCCAUUUAGUUUAUUGACAAGUCUGUACCAAUUGGUUUACUACUGUGUUUGAUUAAUGACAUAAAAUUGUAAGCAAAUUAAUUUAAUGUUUAACAUUAUUAAUUUGUAAUAGUAUUUCGUGUGUUAGCUAUAUUUAUAAAAGCUAAAUACAUAAGGAAAUGGAAAAUAUAAUUUUUUUCUUAAAGAUAUAUUUAUUGUUGAAUUUCAUCAGUAUUUGCUAUUUGGUCUAAACCAUAUGUACAUAUGUAUGUCUAAAUGUUUGCGUAUACUGUAAAUAAUUAUGUUAAUACAUGUUUAUUAUAUGUGAGAUAUGUAUGCUUGUGAAAAAUCAUGUAAGUAAAUACAUGGUUGUGAA
Molecule: messenger RNA, 16927 nt
Organism: Bacillus rossius redtenbacheri
Lineage: Eukaryota; Metazoa; Arthropoda; Insecta; Phasmatodea; Bacillidae
Gene: Orp8
Product: oxysterol-binding protein-related protein 8
Exons: 17
Coding region: 317-3013 (898 amino acids)
Cellular component (GO): intracellular membrane-bounded organelle; membrane; cytosol
Molecular function (GO): cholesterol binding
Source: RefSeq, a predicted model, not a curated record